Messenger RNA from Colletotrichum chrysophilum, 1467 nucleotides. RefSeq lists its product as uncharacterized. Gene Ontology annotation, biological process: secondary metabolite biosynthetic process; amino acid activation for nonribosomal peptide biosynthetic process. The record is from RefSeq and is a predicted model, not a curated record. The transcript is spliced from 2 exons. Lineage: Eukaryota; Fungi; Ascomycota; Sordariomycetes; Glomerellales; Glomerellaceae. Gene Ontology annotation, cellular component: cytoplasm. Gene Ontology annotation, molecular function: catalytic activity; phosphopantetheine binding. The coding region runs from base 1 to 1467 and encodes 488 amino acids.
AUGUCUCUUCCGCAGCUCGACCCGGACAUCUUGGACGAACUGGCGGAGGCACGCUUGUUCCAUACCGAGGCUAUCGAGGACGUCUGCGAGUGCACGGCGCUUCAGAUGGGCACUAUGACCGAGUCCAUGAUGCAUCCUAAUCGGUAUAAGCACACCGCAGUCUUCUCUAUCUCUCCUUCUGCCGACCGGAAGCGCUUGGCGUUCGCAUUAGCAAAGCUGGUAUCUCUGACCCCGAUUUUGCGUUCCCGCAUUGUCGACAGCAGCCGUCAUGGUCUUGUCCGCGUCGUCCUGCGAGAAGAACACCAGAUGAAAUAUUUCUCGCAGCCGCUUCAUGAGUUCCUUGAGGAUGAGAAGAAUCAUACGAUGGGACUCGGGACACCUCUGCUGCGCAGUGCCUUUGUGGAUGGCAAACUCGUUCUCACGACGCACCAUGCCAUAAGAGACGAGACAUCUACAGCGCUUAUGCUCGCUGACAUUGUCCGCAUAUACAACUAUCAAGAGCCCGCGCAACAUAUUCCGUUCAACAACUUCGUCGCCUUUUGCGACAGCAUCGCGGACCACGAGGCGCGAGCCUUCUGGGCUGACCGACUCAGGGGUGAGAGCGCCAUCUUCCCUACGCCGACAGCAAGUGCGGCUCCAGCUACGGAGCCCUUCCAGAGACAGCGGGAUGAUUUAUUCGUUCCUGGGAACAUAUCACGCGCCCAACUUCCCGCAUAUAUUGAGGUCGCCUGGGCGUUGACGGCAACCGCCUAUACCAAUGCUCGCGCCGUCUCGUUCGGAUUGGUCUUCUCGGGCCGGACGCCGGCCUUCGCGUCUACGAUCGGCCCCACCGCUGCCGUUGUGCCUGUCCGCGUCGAGGUAGAUCCUUCAACGACCAUCCACGCGUUACUCAAGCAAAGAAUAGCCGCAAGGCGUUGUCUUCUGAAUCAUCCGGCGCUCCAGUAUGGACUGGCAAACAUCCGCCGUGUCAGUCGUGACGCCGGGGUUGCCGCCGGUUUUCAGACCCAGCUGAACAUCAUCCCGCAAGCCCGAGUUACAUCUGACACGGGUGCGAGCGGGCUGUUGCGGAUGGAAGAGGCCUAUGAGGUCGACGCGCAGUUCAUCUUGUCUCUAAACUGCUUCCUUCAUGAUGCUAAAGUUGCCAUCGAGGCCGACUUCAACCCGGUUGCGUUACAGACUGCUCAGAUGCAAAGAAUACUCAGGCAAUUUGCGUACACGUUGUCGUGGCUGCUAAGUAACCCAAUGGAGACCAUGGUUGAGAGUCUUUUGCCGCUGAAUCCGCAUGAUUUGUCGGAAAUUAUGGUCUGGAAUCAAGACGUACCUGAGGCCGUUAACGAGUGUAUACAUAAGCUUUUCGAGACUCGAGCUCGGCAACAGCCAUCUGCACCUGCUGUGAUAGCCCCUGACGGAACCGCCACAUACGAUUGGCCCUUCAUCUCCGUGUUCACGGCGUCGGACCAGAAAUAA